Soboliphyme baturini is the source of this 390-nucleotide messenger RNA. NCBI's taxonomy places the organism in Eukaryota, Metazoa, Nematoda, Enoplea, Dioctophymatida, Soboliphymatidae. The record is from the annotation of a GenBank genome assembly.
AUGCCUUUCCAUCUCAAGCGACGGGCUGCUGUUCUGACUCCGUCUACUCGCCUGAACGAUGCCGUAAAAAAUAUAUCCUAUCUCGUUAACGUGAAAUACAACGUUAACCUGUGCGUGCCGAUGGAAUGGGCCAGGAAACACAAUGAAAAAUUUGACGUAAUCAUCAUUUACACCAACUACCAGACUGUAUCCGGCGGUUUUUCUGCACAUGAAGCUUUCAUGAAGUACCGAAAGGCAAGCGGUAUCGUUGAUACUAAACUCGUGGUCGUUGCUCUGUCUGCUAGUGGCUUAACGAUCACUGACCCAAGCGACAAGGAAACGAUCGAUGUCAUUGGCUUUGACAUAAACACACCAGAAAUCAUCAAUCGAUUCAUCUUAGGAAAACUUUAG